Molecule: messenger RNA, 3870 nt
Organism: Megalopta genalis
Lineage: Eukaryota; Metazoa; Arthropoda; Insecta; Hymenoptera; Halictidae
Gene: AP-2alpha
Product: adaptor protein complex 2, subunit alpha
Biological process (GO): intracellular protein transport; clathrin-dependent endocytosis
Cellular component (GO): AP-2 adaptor complex; membrane coat
Molecular function (GO): clathrin-cargo adaptor activity
Source: RefSeq, a predicted model, not a curated record
UUCGUUUUCGUGCCGCUUCAUCUUCUCGAUUUCUCUCCCUUUCGUUCGCCGUGCCUGGCUUCGAUAGUCCAAUAUUCAACACCCGAAUCCGAUGCACCGAAUGAUUUUUCGAAGUUGCUCUCGGGACCGAAGGGCUCGUCGGCUCGAGCACUCUUAAUCAGCGAAUUGCGUUCGGACCGCUUUUUUUUGAGCUUCGUUCCCCUUGUGGUUUUUAAGAAGAAGACAAAAUGCCGGCUGUGAGAGGAGAUGGAAUGCGUGGACUGGCUGUGUUCAUUUCUGAUAUCAGGAAUUGUAAAAGUAAAGAAGCAGAAAUCAAGAGAAUAAACAAAGAAUUGGCAAACAUUCGGAGUAAAUUUAAAGGAGAUAAGCCAUUAGAUGGUUAUCAGAAAAAGAAAUAUGUUUGUAAGCUCCUUUUUAUUUUUCUCCUUGGUCAUGAUAUUGACUUUGGCCAUAUGGAGGCUGUCAAUUUACUUUCAUCCAAUAAGUACUCAGAAAAACAAAUUGGAUACCUUUUCAUAUCAGUUUUAGUAAAUACAAAUAGUGAUCUCAUUAAGUUGAUAAUUCAGAGUAUAAAGAAUGAUCUUGCAUCCCGUAAUCCAAUUCAUGUUAAUCUUGCUCUUCAAUGCAUUGCCAAUAUUGGCAGUAAGGAAAUGGCUGAAGCUUUUGGUAAUGAGAUACCAAAAUUACUUGUAUCUGGAGAUACUAUGGACGUAGUGAAACAAAGCGCGGCACUGUGCUUGUUAAGAUUAUUGCGUACAGCGCCAGAUGUUGUCCCUGGAGGAGAAUGGACUUCGCGUAUAGUUCAUUUAUUGAACGACCAACAUCUUGGUGUUGUCACCGCGGCAGCAUCCCUAAUCGAUGCUCUUGUAAAAAGAAAUCCAGACGAAUACAAGGGAUGCGUUAGCUUGGCAGUCUCAAGAUUGAGCAGGAUUGUGACAUCAAGCUACACAGACCUACAGGAUUAUACAUAUUAUUUUGUGCCAGCACCAUGGUUGUCCAUUAAAUUACUGCGAUUACUGCAGAAUUACACUCCGCCUGCCGAGGAUCCAGGUGUGAGAGGCAGAUUAAAUGAGUGUCUAGAAACCAUACUGAACAAAGCGCAGGAACCACCGAAAUCAAAGAAAGUACAGCACUCAAAUGCAAAGAACGCGGUGUUAUUCGAGGCGAUUAGUUUAAUUAUACACAACGACAGCGAACUGCCUUUAUCGGUUAGGGCGUGCAAUCAACUUGGCCAAUUUCUUUCAAAUCGCGAGACUAAUCUUCGCUACCUGGCUCUGGAGUCCAUGUGUCACCUGGCCAGAUCCGAGCUUUCGCAUGACGCUGUAAAAAAGCACCAAGAGGUCGUUAUCCUUUCUAUGAAAAUGGAGAAGGACGUAUCCGUUAGGCAACAAGCUGUUGACCUCUUGUACGCUUUGUGCGACAAGAGUAACGCGGAGGAGAUAGUACAAGAGAUGUUGAACUAUCUUGAAACGGCCGACUAUUCGAUUAGAGAAGAGAUGGUGCUAAAGGUUGCAAUUUUGGCUGAGAAGUACGCUACCGAUUAUACUUGGUACGUUGACGUGAUAUUGAAUCUCAUUAGGAUAGCUGGUGACUACGUAUCGGAGGAAGUAUGGUACAGAGUCAUCCAGAUAGUCAUUAACAGAGACGACGUGCAAGGAUACGCGGCGAAAACUGUGUUCGAGGCUUUGCAGGCACCAGCUUGUCACGCAAAUAUGGUCAAAGUUGGUGGUUAUAUACUUGGCGAAUUUGGAAAUCUCAUUGCUGGCGACCAACGUUCAUCCCCAGCCGUACAAUUUCAGUUACUACAUUCCAAAUAUCAUUUAUGCUCCUCAAUGACUCGAGCAUUGUUGUUGUCGUCGUAUAUCAAAUUCAUUAAUCUGUUCCCUGAAAUGAGAAGCCAGAUACAAGAUGUGUUUCGACAACACAACAAUUUGCGUAGUGCGGACGCGGAACUGCAACAGAGGGCUUCGGAGUACCUGCAACUAAGUAUUAUUGCAUCCAGCGAGGUUUUGGCUACCGUUUUGGAAGAAAUGCCCGCAUUCCCGGAAAGAGAAUCCUCUAUUCUCGCGGUGUUGAAGAAGAAAAAACCUGGCCGAGUGCCUGAAAACGAAAUUAGGGAAAGUAAAAGUCCUGCGCCGAAUGCCAACCAUCACGCAGAAGCGCCUGCAGUCGCUGCAGGAACUGUUAACAACACAUCAGCAGAUUUGUUAGGUCUUUCCACACCGCCAUCUUCUCAGCCAGCCAGCAAUACAGGUGUGCUACUGGACGUGCUGGGAGACAUCUAUAAUAUGUCGAACAAAGUCGGUGCUACAAACGGUGCCCAAAACACGUACAAUCCUAAAAAGUUCGUUUGUAAAAACAAUGGUGUCCUAUUCGAAAGCGAUCUGAUUCAGAUCGGAGUAAAGUCGGAAUUUAGGCAAAACUUGGGACGCGUCGGUCUGUUCUACGGCAAUAAGACUCAAUAUGCUCUUCACAGUUUUCAAACUCAGCUCUCCUGGACGGAGGAGAACCAAGCGAAACUAGCCGUGCAAGUAAAGCCAGUUGAUCCGGUGCUGGAGGCUGGCGCUCAGAUACAGCAAAUGAUUAACGCGGAAUGUAUCGACGACUAUGGCGAUGCGCCGAGUAUGCUCAUAUCUUUCAUUUACAACAACGUGCCACAAAAAAUUACGAUGAAACUACCAUUGACGAUCAACAAAUUCUUUGAACCGACGGAAAUGAACGGGGAAUCGUUCUUCGCGCGAUGGAAAAACCUCGGAGGAGCCAAUCAACAGCGUUCGCAAAAGAUCUUCAAGGCUCAACAACCAAUAGAUCUCGCGCAGGUACGCACGAAACUGCAAGGAUUCGGAAUGCAGUUGCUCGACGGUAUCGACCCUAAUCCUGAUAAUUUCGUCUCCGCGGGUAUAGUACACAUGAGGGCACAACAAGUAGGAUGUUUGCUACGUUUGGAACCUAAUAAACAAGCACAGAUGUUCCGUUUAACGGUGCGUUCGAGUAAGGAGUCGAUGUCAGUAGAGAUCUGCGACCUGCUGGUGGACCAAUUUUAAACGGCCUAGCAGGCGUGAAACUAUUCUAAGGUACCAUUAAACAAAAAGAAAAAAAAACACACAGAAACGCCGUGGGAAGACAUAUCGUGAUUAUAAAAGGAUGUCGUCUCUCGACGUUCGAGAAAGAUACUGAUGAUUACUUGUUAAGAGAUAUUCGUUGUACCCAAGCUUACGCUCACAGCGCGGUCGUAAGAACUGAAUCCCUUGUGUAGACGAAGCGUUGUUACCACAUAUAAUCCCGAAGACAAAACGCAAGGCAUAGGAUUUCGCCGGAAAAAAAACCAUACACAGGUACACACAAUACACAAUCAACGUUAUCGCGUAUAAUUAUCGCAUAUAAUUGCGUGCAUGAAAAGCAAAAUGAAAACGAAAAAAAAAAUGAAACGUCAAACCAAACAACGUAUGCAAUGUCCACAAAAGCGCGUGGACCACAUUGGUCUACGAGCGAAGGUAAUUGACUAUAAAGAUUACCUUUGUCAUCUUCUUCUCUCUUUUCGUUUGAAAUUCAACCUUAGCGGAGGUUAUCCAAUGACGUAUCGAUGUUUCUGCCACGAGUAUUAGCAAACUAUGUUCGGGGACAGCAUCCGAUUAUCGACACAGAUUUUUUACAAGAGAUUUCUAAUCAAGUACUCGUUCGUUCUUUUUUGUAAUCAGUUUUACACACCGAGCUGCAUCGCCUCCAGCGAUUCCAUUGUUAUCGGCCCGCGCAGUUGCGUUCUCGUGGCGCGCUCCUCCAUCUACUUCGUUUCGUACCGACUUCGGUUUCUGAGAUUAUUAUAAUUAACUAUCAUUGUUGCGUCGGCGAGAGUAAAUUUGGGCACGAUGA